UUUGAAACGAUAAAAAAAUUAUGUGACCCGGAAGUGAUUUUGUUUUGUUGCUGAGACGAUGACGUGUCUGUUUUGUGCCUGCUGAGGAGAGGACUCUGUGUGAAACCAUUCUGGAACCAUCGUUACCAAAACGCUUCGGUGGUAUUACUGAAUGAGGUUGUAUUCAUGACUGCACUGUCAGACUUGGAGCCUGCUAAAAAGAGACAGCGGGUUGAAUUUGGCCUCCAAGCACCUGUCGGCUCAAGGAGCCCUCUUUCAUUGGCUUUUAAAGCAAGUUCCAAAGAGGCAAGUCUACACGCAAUGGAGGGGCAGCAGCAUAGUGCCAAAGCAACAUCUCUUAGUCAGAAAAACAAUCCCAAGUCCCAACAGAAUAACCUUGAUAAGUGGCUGUUGGAACUUCCCCAAAGCACCACAAGCCCAGCUUCUGACAUGUGUGAAGCUGCUGAACAACAACUGGAGGAUGUAGAGAUGGUGAGUCCAGACAGCUCCGAGUCUGGCUGCAGUCACAAGAUCCAGUUUAUGGAGACCGAGACCGAGGCCCAGACCCACAGUUCAGACUCUGAGGAACCUGUUGUCUCUAGUAUUAUAGACCUGGAGGAUGAAGAGACAGCGCCCUUAACACCAUCUGACAGCUUAAAGGAUCACAAACCCGUCUUGCAAAUCACCACAGAUCACAGUCCUGUUUCGGAGGUCUCCACAGAUCUCAAGCCGGUCUCGCAAGUCACCACGGAUCACAAGCCGGUCUCGGAAGUGCCCACGGAUCACGAGCCGGUCUCGGAAGUGCCCACGGAUCACAAGCCGGUCUCGGAAGUGCCCGAGGAUCACAAGCCGGUCUCGGAAGUGCCCGAGGAUCACAGCCCGGUCUCGGAAGUGCCCAAGGAUCACAAGCCGGUCUCGGAAGUGCCCAAGGAUCACAAGCCGGUCUCGGAAGUGCCCAAGGAUCACAAGCCGGUCUCGGAAGUGCCCAAGGAUCACAAGCCGGUCUCGGAAGUGCCCAAGGAUCACAAGCCGGUCUCGGAAGUGCCCACGGAUCACAAGCCGGUCUCGGAAGUGCCCACGGAUCACAAGCCGGUCUCGGAAGUGCCCAAGGAUCACAAGCCGGUCUCGGAAGUGCCCAAGGAUCACAAGCCGGUCUCGGAAGUGCCCAAGGAUCACAAGCCGGUCUCGGAAGUGCCCACAGAUCACAAGCCGGUCUCGAACGUGCCCACAGAUCCUAAAGGGAACAGUGGUGAGCAAAUGGAGGAGACCGUGAGCCAGAUCAACAGGGAUCUGGACAAGCAGCAGGACACAGAAAGAUCCUCCUCCAAGGGCCAAGGAAAAAUAACAGACUUCUUCGCCCCAUCCACAAGUGCCCAAGCUCCUUCGGAGAAACAUCGCAGAGACGGAGAGGACGGCCCUCCACCGUCGCCACCGUACGAUUCCAAGUGGCUGGGAAGCCCCAUCAGUGAUCUGAGGAGAAUGCCACAGUGUGGUUGUCCACUCCCACCACUGAAGAAUAUUCCUGACCGUCACACUGUCAUGAUCAGGACAGACCUCCUUCAAACAGGCAAAGUUCCUGUUCCCUACCCCAACAAGUUCAGAGACACCUGGGACGAGGUCCACGUGAAAAUGCCCUGUUCAAAGAGCAGCCUAUUCCCUGUAGGAAAUCAGGAACUGCAGGAACGGUGGGAACUCAUCCAGAAAGCUUUAAACAGAGAAUUUUGCAGUUCCCAUGAUGUGAAGAAUGCCAUAUUGAAGUACAAUGUCGCUCAUGCCAAGAGAUGGGACUUCACAGCUCUUCAUUUGUUCUGCAACAAGGAUCUGGAGCCCGACGACGUUCAUCAUCUGUUUAGGUCUCUGCUGCCUGAAAUGGUCCAAUUAGCACUGAGUGUGUCUGAGCUGUGCAACAAGCCCAUCCCUCUGCUGAAGGAAGGGGUGAACCACUCCAUCACCCUGUCUCAGAUGCAGGUGGCUUCUCUAUUGGCCAAUGCCUUCUUCUGUACCUUUCCCCGACGCAACUCCAGGAAGUCAGAAUAUUUCAACUACCCUGACAUCAACUUCUACAG
Oncorhynchus nerka (sockeye salmon) is the source of this 2045-nucleotide messenger RNA. Its product is annotated as germ cell nuclear acidic protein-like. Gene Ontology annotation, molecular function: poly(ADP-ribose) glycohydrolase activity. The annotation marks the transcript as partial. Gene Ontology annotation, cellular component: nucleus; cytoplasm. The transcript has 10 exons. Gene Ontology annotation, biological process: regulation of DNA repair; nucleotide-sugar metabolic process; ATP generation from poly-ADP-D-ribose. The record is from RefSeq and is a predicted model, not a curated record. NCBI's taxonomy places the organism in Eukaryota, Metazoa, Chordata, Actinopteri, Salmoniformes, Salmonidae.